Messenger RNA from Rosa chinensis, 699 nucleotides. RefSeq names its product protein kish. The record is from RefSeq and is a predicted model, not a curated record. Lineage: Eukaryota; Viridiplantae; Streptophyta; Magnoliopsida; Rosales; Rosaceae. Gene Ontology annotation, biological process: intracellular transport; protein secretion. The transcript is spliced from 6 exons. The coding region runs from base 213 to 422 and encodes 69 amino acids.
AGAAGAAAAGUAUCUCUGUCUCUCUCAGGCAAUCUCAGUUCUUCAUUUUGUGUUUUGCUUGUAGGGUUCAUAAAGAUGUGAUCUUAAAGUUGAAACUAGUUGAAAGCACCAAAAUUUUACAGGGUAGUGGAUGAAAUCCUCGGGAGAUUGAUAGAAAUUUGAAGCAACUGAAGGAAUUAGUAAAAGCAACUAACUUUGAGCAGAAUACCAACAUGUCGGCACUCUUCAAUUUUCAUGGCUUUCUAGCAGUGGUGCUCUUGGUAAUCUGUACCUGCACAUAUGUGAAAAUUGCAUAUCCGCCGCUUCUUGUAAAGAAAGAUGGGUUCCGUGGUUUAUUUUGGAAGGCGGCCAGAAUAGGUGAGCGCUUAAGCCCCUGGGUGGCACUGGGUUGCUUCAUAAUGGGCGUGUCAAUUCUCUUUUAAUGGCAUUGUCUGUGAUUUGUAGCUCCAUCCAAUUCUAUUAUGAAGAAAUUUGCAGCAGCAAACAUCUGAUUUUGUCAAGUGGAUUGUUGUAACCGGAAAACUGUUCUUCAAGUACUGUAAAUAGAGGAUAUUUUUAGGUGUAUCGACUUUAGUUUGUGAUUAUUUGAGUGACAGUCUUAUUGAAUGAAAAACAAUAGCUGUUUUUGUGAAGGCAGUGUGGGCAGGACUCUAAUUGCCGUAUAGAUGAUAUAUGUUGAGAUGAAUUGUGUUUGCAUUA